ACAUCCUCAUCCUCUGAGCAUCUUUCUCUGCUUUCCUACCAUCCUUACCCGAAAUAUCACAGUCCGAUGACAGGAAAUCUGGACAAACGGCAGCUAAAUUCUUUGCUUUGGGUUCGGGUAUCUUUACGAGUCGGGUUCGGAUUUCGGCUCAACGUGAGGCUGCUUCCUUGAUGAGGAGGAGAGGACGUAACAGUCUGCGCGUUCACACAAAAAGAACACAGUUAUCCCGAGCAGAUCCCGAUCUGAACCUCCUGCUUUUAAGAGGGUUUCUUCAGUUAAUGCAACGUAGACGCGUUUUUUCCCUCGGUUAACGUGAAGAGAACCAGAGAAACCUGCACAGAUACAACAUGAAGGUUUGUGACUGCCUUCUUGGUGCCAUGAGAGAAAAAACCUUUCCAAUGGACAUACCGGCAGAUACUCUUCACCGAUGAACAUUUAUGCCAUCAAUCCAUUCACCAAUCAUUUGGAAAUCAUCAACAUAAAAAACAUAUAUUUGACUUCCUGAACUGUGUUAAAAAUGGAGAACCUCAAUGCUUCUGCUGCCACUUGGCACAUCGACAGGUCAGGAUAAGAGGAUUUUCAGAGAAGAAUCUUUUACCGUCAGAACGUCUUCUGCACAAUAUGUUAGUGAAAAUGAGAGACUCAAAGUUUAUGCUGAAGACAGAGAACUGAGUAUCAACAAUCCACAUGAGUUCAUAAGUGAUUUAGCAGCAGCUGAUAUCACCUGCAGAAACAAUAGAAUGAUGGCACUCAUAUAGCCGCGCCACGCCAGCGUUGCCGUGGCUGGUCGUCACAGGACGGCCACUUCUGUCUGCCAUGACCCGGCUGAUGUUGGGCCGGACUCUGGAGCGCAUCUGCAAAGGCGUCCUGCUGCUCUGCCUGCUCCACUUCCUCAUCAUGAUGAUCCUGUACUUCGACGUCUACACGCAGCGGUUCGACCUUUUCAGCCGUUUCAACAACGGCAGAAAUGGGUCCAGAAAUAACGGGAGCGGAACGGGCAGCGGACAUCAUUAUUACUACUACAACCUUUCAAGACCAAAUGCAACAUCAGCCACCUACCUGGCUGGUGCUGAACAGCUGGUCCCGAGCUUGCAGCCUGAGAACAAUCAGACACCUUCUCCCAAACCGCUGCCACCGUGUCCGGAGAAUCCACCAGGCCUUGUGGGGCGCUUGCUGAUAGAGUUCAGUUCCCAGAUGACAAUGGAAAGACUGCAGAAGGAAAACCCAAACGUUACAGAGGGAGGCCGAUACAAGCCGCCUGACUGCCGGCCGCGAUGGAAGGUUGCCAUCAUUAUCCCAUUCCGUCACAGAGAAAAUCACCUGAAGUACUGGCUCCACUAUCUCCACCCUAUUCUCAGACGGCAGAAGAUUGACUACGGCAUCUACAUCAUCAACCAGCUGGGUGAAGACACAUUCAAUCGAGCAAAGUUGCUGAAUGUUGGCUACACAGAGGCUCUAAAGGACGCCGAGUAUGACUGUUUCAUCUUCAGUGACGUGGAUCUGAUCCCUAUGGACGACCGGAACCUGUAUCACUGUUAUGACCAGCCCAGGCACUUUGCCAUCGCAAUGGACAAGUUUGGCUUCAGAUUGCCCUAUGCUGGCUACUUUGGAGGAGUUUCGGGGCUCAGUAAAAAGCAGUUUCUAAAAAUCAAUGGCUUUCCAAACGAGUACUGGGGCUGGGGAGGAGAAGAUGACGACAUCUACAACCGGAUCACUCUCAACGGGAUGAAGGUGUCCAGGCCAGACGUUCGCAUCGGCCGCUACAGAAUGAUUAAGCAUGAGAGGGACAAACACAACGAGCCAAACCCACAGAGAUUCAACAAAAUACAAAACACAAAGAACACAAUGAAGAAGGAUGGCAUCAGCUCCUUGACCUACAAACUGGUUCAGGUGAAGAAGUAUCCUAUGUACACAAACAUCUCAGUGGAGAUCGGCAAGCCGCCGCCUCGGCCCAUCAAAGGCUAGAGAGAAUGAAAGAGAGAAGGAUCUGAAGUUGAUGCACUUUUACUCGGGCGGGAGAGAAGAAAGGAAGGUGUGGAGAAGAGAAGGAUGAUGUGACUUUCUCCUUUUUCCCCUGUUUACUUGUUUGAGAUUUCAGCUUGACAAUUUUUACUGGAUUUCACUAGGGAUGCCAGCUGCCACCCGGUAACUGUCAGUGACGUUAAAAACCUUUGGAAACGAAGCGGGAAUGUCGGCAACUGACAGAAGGUCGUUGUCAAACUCAAGAGUCGUUCCAUGAACUAUCAUCUGCAAACUGGAGGGCAUCCAGCAACAUAUUGGCAGGAACACCAGACAUGGCUAUUAUAAAACACCUUGCCCUGUUCUGGAAAUGCACACACAAUAACUCGGUGACAUUUCAAAACAAACUUCUGUUCACCACAAUGCUUGACAACAUGAACAGGAUACAACUUCCAGUUGGGAAAUGCAUGAAAUUACCAAACAUUUGCAGUGACGUUUUGCAGGUAUCAGAUUAUCACAGGAACAUGACUAUUCAGAGGUUCAGAUGGUUUUUGUUGUCCCCAAGACAUCAUUUUGUCUUGACACAGAACUGUUUCAUUCAUGUUGACAUUUACUUCUGGGAGUUUUCAGUCUGAAUCUCCAAACUCAAACCUUCUGCUAUACGUCUAUGAAUGUUUAACGUGCCUGCAUCUACAGCAGAAGACUCAUGAAAACAGCAGCAAUGAAACACUGGGGUGGGAAAGAGGGGGCUCAUUUUUUCUCUCUUCUUUUAUACAUUUCUGAACUUCAAAACAGAACUGGAAUUUUGUAACAAAAAGACACAAUUAUUUGAAAAGUUUUCUUCAGUGUGCAGCCUGGUGGAAGUACGUCGAAACAUGGAAAAAAGACAAACCAACUGACAGGUCGGGUUAUGAGUUCCAGUUUUCCUUUUGCCUUUUAUUUUGUCGCCUUACUACAGUUUUAAUAGGCUAACCCAUUUUCUUAAGGUGCAAUAUGCUAUAAAGUUUCUUCAACAUUCUGAACUCAUCAAAUUUUGUCAAAAUAAACAUGAAACCCGAGCUGUCAGGUUGUGUUUUACAGUCAAGUAGCAUUGCGGCUAAAAACAUUGGCUUGCAAAUCUUUUACACUGACAGAACUAGCUGAAAACUAAGUCUUGUGGUUAUUUUUUAAGCUUCAGUAUAGCCAUGAAGUCUUUUUUAAAACAAAUAUCAUCAAAUUUGUAUAGUGUUUAUUAGCCACUUUUGUGUCUAUCUUUAGCAUUCAGUUGUUUAGAAAACAUAUCAAAAUGGAGUAAAUUGUUGAAAGGACAUUUAAAACUUCUCUGGUAAUAUACAAAGCAUUGCAAACAUACUCAUACUUCCCAUUUUUUCUUCAUAUUUUGUCACUAGCUUGAUGUAAAUUAUUAUUUUAUGUGAUAGACCAACACAGAGUUCAGCAUAUUUGUGAAGUGGAUUUUUGCAAAGAAAACUCUGAAAACUGUGGUGUGCAGUGGAAAAUCCCUUACUCUGACACCCACAAAAAAAAUAUUCUCCAGUGUUUAGAAGUAAUCAAAUUAUUAAUCACCUGAGUGCAGUGAAAACUGCAGACUGUAAAGGAGUCGAGUGGAGGUUGACCUUCCAAAUGACCCAAAAGACUUCCAGUUGGCCAAUUACAGUUAGACUCAACACUUAAGAUAAUGCAAUUCAUUAACCUUAACCCUAAGCCUGGGAAAAAAUUGUUGGUUUAUCACAUAAAAUCUCAAUAAAAAAAACAUAAAAUUUGUGGGUUCAACAUUAUUAAAACGUUCAAUGGGUUUGUGUACAUUUGCAAGCCACUGUUUAAACCAGCUGAGCAUUCUGUCUGUGACAUUUAUGAAUUUUGUUCCUACAUUCAGCGUCAGCCAUAAUAAUAACAUAUUCAUAUCUUGUUCUGCUUAAUCACAUCAGUGCAGUUUGUCCUGUAAAAAUGAUUUAGAACAUUUAGUAACAUAUGUUGAACAAUUUAAAAGAUAUACACAGUAUUUAAUUCGCUCUUCCACCAACACUUUAUAGCCUUGGACAGCUUUGUCUCUGUGACAUUGCUCUUCUUCCUUUUUGUUUUACAUUUUUCUCGCCUUUCUUGUUCGUCUAUUAAUGCCCACACCUCCAAACUAAUGCCUUGAGAAAUAAUCUGUACUAAUUCAAAGGUCAGACCUGGGAGAAGAAAGAGGUCUCUGAGAAAAUCUAAACUAAAGAGGUUGAAGUGAAUUCCCUUAACUGUUAUACUUUAGCGAAAAUGAUUUCACCUUUUUGGUCAGCCUUGAGGCAAAAUAGGUUUCAAUCUGCUUGGCUCCUCGCCUCAAGCCUGAAUGGUGGACGAUAUAAUUGCUCCUCUUUUCAGAACACACAAUCAGACACGCACACGCACACACAUAUAAAACACCCUCAUUCACACCAUCUGCCUUUUUUAUGUAUUAUCUCCCUUCUUGCUGCCUUUCCAUUCUUAUUCUGCCGGUCUGGGCUGUAUUGUAUUGGUGGCUCACUGUUGUGCUUUGUGAUGGACCCACUUCAGGCACAUCUGGGCCUCACAGGAAGAGUGCUUCUUCUUUUCAACAGAUAUCGACAGGAGCUCUCUUUGUCUGUAUCUUUAUUUUGUCUCUAAUCACUGCUUCUCAGCACACAUCCCCACUUGUGAGUCUUUCUAACCUCCACCUGUUUCCUCCUUCUCUCUUCACUGUCCAUUUGGCUCCCUCUUGCCUGGAGUAUGAUUCUCUCUUUUUCCAUUUGAUUAGCCGUAUUUCUGGUGCUUUUCUCUUUUCUGACUACAAGUGGUCAACGUGUUUCCUUAUUGAAACUGUUUACAGCAGUAUUACACAUCAGUUCACAUCUGUUGCAUGCUCUGCUUUAUAGUCAUUACUAAGGAUGGAAGGUCAUAGCAUUUUUAGGGGGUCAGUUUUUGUGGUUAUAAACGCUGAUAAUGAGAAAGUGCAGCAAUUACAUACUUUUUUUUCACAUGGUCUUAAAGGGGCACUACAGCAAAAGCAGAACGCUUUUAAAGUUUGGUGACUUCAAGAUCAUAUUAUCCAUAUUUUUAAAGCCCUAAAGUCUUAAAUCACAUGAUAAAUAUUAAGUGCAAUGACAUUUGGUGCAAUUUUAGUAUUGCAAGUUUUGGUCACAUGUAUAUAUGCGUAAUAACACAAAGAAAAUAAAAAAUAUGCAUAAUAAAACACCCCACAACUGGAUUAAAAAAACUACUCAAAUCAUCAAGAACUGGACUCAGAAUUGAUCUGCUUACUCAUCAAAGAGCCAUAAAAUUACAAAUUCAUCUAUCUUGUACAGCUGAACUGCAGUGGGCAGCAACAUGUGAGGACGGAGCUACAGCCAAAGAAAACUUAGGUCACUCUGCUAUUUUCUCUGCCAUCUCAUUGAAAAGAUUUGAAACUGUAGGAAUGGUGUGGAAAAUUUAGCAAUUUCAAAGUUUGAUAUAAUUUCAUUGCAAUAACUCAUCCAUGCCCAACUGGCUGCAAUCUUGAUUAAAGUUAUACUGUGUUUGCUUUGGAACUCAGCUCUGAGAUAGACAUCACAUCUGAGUUUGUUGGAGCUGCAAAUCAAGAAACCGGUGGGCCAAACUAAUUGUUAUGAUCAGUGCCUGGCCUACUAUUAGCAGUGCAAGGUGAAAACAUUUUAUCUUUAGUUUUACGUAUUUAAAUAUGUAAGCAAGUAGUUUUACAGCACUAUUUGUCCUACUGGUUUGUUCUGCUGCAAACAUUUUAUUCCUGUGUCUUUGACCCAGUUUUACACAUAUGGUGGCCAUAUUGGAUAUUGAACUAGGAGUUUCUCAGAGACCUACAAAUUCUGCAAUCAUUUUGUUGAGAUUUUGUAAGUUGGAACUUGACAAUUCCUGUUUCUGAGUACAAAUUCUGAUUAAUACAUUUGAUUUUUGGCAAACCCUAGUUAUACUCUUUCUUGUUGCAAGUUGAAAAAUCAGUCCGUUGCAAAACUUUUUGUGUAGUGACCAGGCCUCUGUUUUUAUGACUUCAAGCAUUUUCACAAAUUGAAGCUAUGCUAUUUUGGUUUAUUUACACACACACUAUGAAAAACCAUGGCAGAAAAAAAGAAACAAAAUAUUUCUUCACUAUGCCUGACAUAAAAUCAGACUGAACUUUUACAUUUUAAGUAAAUUAAGAUUACCAAAAUGUUACUGUUUGAGAAAUGCCAGAUUAAUGAGAUAGAAAAUAGUUACGGAAGCUUUUAUUUUCUUCAGAGUCUGAAGUUAAGUAUGUCUUUUGUGUUUUAUACUUUUAAACAGUAUGUCAAACAUAAGCUUCUGAAAGUAAUUUCCUGGCUUUUUGGCCCAAACUGAGAUGAGUUUGUUGGCUCUCUUUCUAAAACACACCAUUUCAGUUUGAUUUUCUAUGGGACAAGCAUCAGGGCUUUAAGAUCGCUGUUUCAAUACUGACUUUUGUCACACAUAAGUCGAUUUUUACUAAAUUAGCAGUAUGUCUGUGUUCCUUGUCCCUUUGGAAGAUUUGUGCCCAAACUCUAACUUCUUGGCUGUUGUGUGGAGAUGUCGCUUUACUAAUUUCUCAUUACAUUAUUUUCUCAUGAUGCCAUUGAUUUUGUGAAGUGCACCAGUCCCUCCUGGAGCAAAAAUUGAGAGGGUGCUCUCAGGCUUGCAAGUCUUUCUGUUUUUCAUCCAAAUUAUGUUUUUCAUCAUUUGGAUGAAAAGUGUCAAUUUUUAAUUAUUGUGAAUGCUGGACAUUUCCAUGCUAUUCAUACUUGGAUAUAAUUUUUUUUUUGAGCAGACAAUGCAUGGAUGAACAAAUCUUCUGGUAGUUCCACAAUCAUCUCCCUCAUGUUUCUGCUUAUUUUCUGAUGAUUUUGCUGUGGAAGCGCUGCUUUAAUUGUUGCCUUAAAUUACAUUCACAAAUGUGCCUCCAAUUUACUCAACUGUUGUGAAAUAUCCUUUUAGAAGAUUACAGAGUGAUUACAUCAACUGGGCUUCCCCCCAAAAAAAUAUUUUUUUAACGGAUGCUAACCUCAACCCCAGUAAACCUCUGACUUUGAAGAAAAUAUUAGAAAUAUUUCUCAAAGUAAUUAUCUCUCUUGUUAUCCUGGCAUUCAUUCAAAUGGUUUUCUUAAUUCUAACUCAGCACUCACAAGUUAAAAUGCAGCAGUCAUUUUGAAUAUGAACUUGGGAUCGCUCAUAGAUCUCCGCUUAUCAAGCUGGGAUUUUGAUUUUUAGAGCCAUGCCAUUUAUUUUAGGAUGUGCAUCUCAGAAAUUCCGACUUCUAAGGUAAAAGUCGAACGCAUUGUCACUCCAGUACUUCCUGCCUUUCAUCUCAUGGUAAAAAUAAUAAUAAUAAUAAUAAU
Poeciliopsis prolifica (blackstripe livebearer) is the source of this 7289-nucleotide messenger RNA. RefSeq names its product UDP-Gal:betaGlcNAc beta 1,4- galactosyltransferase, polypeptide 2 (gene b4galt2). The transcript is spliced from 8 exons. Gene Ontology annotation, biological process: carbohydrate metabolic process. The record is from RefSeq and is a predicted model, not a curated record. Lineage: Eukaryota; Metazoa; Chordata; Actinopteri; Cyprinodontiformes; Poeciliidae. The coding region runs from base 817 to 1965 and encodes 382 amino acids. Gene Ontology annotation, molecular function: glycosyltransferase activity.